AGGGUUUUGAGGAAAGGCCGCUCGCUUUACAGCCAUUCAAUUUCGCAUAUUAAUUAAAUUAACUAUCUCCCCCACGUUAAUUAUGUAUCAUAAUUCUUAGUAUUAUGCGUGUCCGUACAACGCUUCACUAACCUUCGUCAACAGCUUAAGUUGUCAUCCUUAUAACAAACGCAGCACAAAGCAAAACAACCCCAUUCAGAACAUUUCAUCUGUGGAAAAUCGGGGAGUGAGUUGAAUAAUUUAUGAGUUAAACUGCCAAGCAACAUAGCCUAGCGAAAACGGGAAUAACUGCACAGGGACUUGGGAAGAAGUUGGACCUGCCUUUAUAUUUAUAACAGGUUGCUAAUGAAGGAAAUAAAAAUAAAAUCAAAGCGCCAUAACUAUUGCAUUUUUCGAAAGCAAAGGUUCAGACGGAAUGCCAAUUUUUGGCUCAUUGUCCGAAGACAGAUAGGGGCCUAGACAUUUUGUGGUGAACAUUUAGAUAUAAUUUAGAAUCGCGAACUAAAUUUGUAAAAAAAAAUUAAAAAAAUAAAAAAAACCCUCUCACAUUAAAAGAAUUCCUGGCUAUUUUACGCAACUUCCGGUUUAGAAAUCUCAAAAUGGCGGAAGGUGGGCCACCGGACUUGGAAACGCAGAAAAAUCAACUUCAGGACUAUCUAAAACAAAGUCUUAAAAAGGAAGAAUCAUGGUACUUAAUCGACGUGAGGUGGUUCAAGCAAUGGAAGAAGUACGUGGGCUACGACCACUGGGACUCAUACAACAUCGGGGAGCAGGCUGCGCACCCUGGCCCCAUCGACAACUGCUCUCUGCUCAAGGAGAACAAGAGCCUGAAGGAGCACCUGGUGGACGACCUUGACUAUGUGCUGGUGCCGGAGGAGGCCUACAAGAAGCUGGCCUCGUGGUACGGCGUGGCUCAGGGACAGGAUCCCAUCGUGCGUCGCGUGAUCGAGCAAGGCAUGUACGUGAAGCACUGCAAGGUGGAGGUGUACCUGAUGGAGCUGAAGCUGUGCGAGAACUCUGACACCACCACUGUGGUCACUCACGCCUUCAGCCGCGCUGAUACCAUCGGAACGAUCGCGGAGGAGAUGCGUCGUCUGUUCAGCAUCGCGGACAACAAAGAGGUUCGUCUGUGGAACCGUUACAUGAGCAACACGUACGAGCACCUCAGCAAGAAAGACGUCACUCUCCAGGACGCCGGACUAUACCAGGGACAGGUGAUCGUCAUUGAGGUGCAGAACGAGGACGGCACCUGGCCAAGACAAGCCAAAAGUGCUAGCUCUUACAGCCCCUCCUCCUACCCUUCUACCAGAAGCUCGGGCUACAGCGGUGCCAGCGGCUCCUCCACCUCCCACUACGACUCGCUCAGCCAGAGCAGCAGCAGCAGCUACAGUGGGGGCAGCAGCAGCGGCGGGGGUGGUGGCGGUGGUGGUUUCGGCAGCAGCAGCUACUACAGCAGCAACGGCUACGACCGCGGGGGCUCCAACAAGCCGGGACUGUGUGGCCUGGCCAACCUGGGCAACACCUGCUUCAUGAACUCUGCCUUACAGUGCAUGAGCAACGUGCCCCAGCUGACGGAGUACAUGAUGGGCAACCGGUGGGAGAAGGAGCUGAACAAGGAGAACCCGCUGGGCAUGCGCGGGGAGAUCGCCAUCUCUUACAACGAGCUGGUGCGAGACGUCUGGUCGGGCCUCAGGGCCUACACAGUGCCUAGGAACUUUAAGGUGGCGGUGGGCCGGUUCGCGCCCCAGUUCUCGGGCUACCAGCAACAAGACUCUCAGGAGCUCCUGGCCUUCCUGUUGGACGGGCUCCAUGAGGAUCUCAACCGCAUACGGCAGAAACCCUACAUAGAGCUCAAGGACUCCGGGGGGCGACCCGACAAGGUGGUGGCCAAAGAGGCGUGGGACAACUACAAAAAGCGCAACGACUCCAUCAUCGUGGACAUCUUCCACGGGCUGCUCAAGUCCACCGUCAAGUGUCCCGACUGCCAGAAGAUCUCCGUCACCUUUGACCCCUUCUGCUACCUCUCCCUGCCCCUGCCCGUCAAGAAGGAGCGGCUGAUGGAGGUCAUCUGGGUGCCGCUGCCCGCAGACAUGAAACCUAUGCAGCUCAAGUUGACAGUUCCUAACGUUGGCAGCAUCCGCGACCUGUGCAAGGCCUUGUCGGCCUACGUCACUGUUCCAUCAGAAAGGAUGGUGGUCACAGACGUCUACAACCGCCGCUUCCACAAGAUCUUUAGCAUGGAGGAGGGCGUGAACCACAUCUUGGACAGAGACGACAUCUUCAUUUUUGAGAUUCCCAGCAGUAAUAUAGAAGACCCCAACACCAUGAUUCUGCCCAUCUACUUGCGUGAAAAAAAAUACAGCGUGCGUCACUCGGACCAGAACUCCGUCUCUAGUCAGCCUCUGUUUGGCUACCCGUUCCUCCUGGCAGUGCCCCGGCAGAACUGUACCUACGAGAAACUCUACCAGCUACUUGUGCAGAGGAUGGCAUACGAAGAUGGAGACUGGGGUGCUGGGUGACUCGUCGGAAGACUCCUCAAACGUCAAGACGGAGAGAGAUGCCGCAACCUCCUCUAGUGUCAAGGUCGAGAGAGAUACGGCUGCCUCCUCUAACAUCAAGAUUGAGGGAGAUGCUGUCGCCUCUUCUUCAUCGUCCUCCUCCUCCUCCUCCUCCUCCCCCUCCCCCUCCUCCACUCCGUCUUCCUCCAAGGGCAAGCGGAUUUUCACACUGCGGGCAGCAAACAAUUUUGGCCGGGACGAGUCGGGCACGCGUCUAGUGGAUGACGGGAAAGCCUUGAGGAUGAGUAGUCGGACAUACAUCGCUGUAGACUGGAGUCCGGCGGCUAAGGAAAGGUUCUUUGACACAAAAGCUGCGGAGGACUUUGAGGAGCACGAGAGCAUGAGGUCGCGCGGUGUGCAGAAGAAGACGGUCAUCCAACUGGACGACUGCCUCAAACUCUUCAUGAAAGAGGAGCAGCUUAGUAAACACGACCCCUGGUACUGCCCGGACUGCAAGGAGCACAAACAGGCCACCAAGAAGUUUGACCUGUGGUCACUGCCGGACGUUCUCAUCAUCCACCUCAAGAGGUUCUCCUACAACAAGUACUGGAGGGACAACGAAAGCGGCGUAUGUGUUAGUGUACCAGCGCAGAAAUCUGAUCCAGAGCCGCAAGGCCUCGAAAACCCACACGGCGAGCGCCACCAUCUCGCUGCAGUACAACCACAACAGCCCCUCCAUCUCCAACGGUGUAGGGCCCGCCUGCGACGAGGACAUGGAGACGAACUAACGGCAACGGGGGCGGGGUGGUGGGGGGCAUUAUUGUGUGUAGGGACACAGAGACGAACUGGC
Messenger RNA from Aplysia californica (California sea hare), 3348 nucleotides. Its product is annotated as ubiquitin carboxyl-terminal hydrolase 15. Lineage: Eukaryota; Metazoa; Mollusca; Gastropoda; Aplysiida; Aplysiidae. Gene Ontology annotation, biological process: protein deubiquitination. The record is from RefSeq and is a predicted model, not a curated record. Gene Ontology annotation, molecular function: cysteine-type deubiquitinase activity.